Thunnus maccoyii (southern bluefin tuna) is the source of this 4506-nucleotide messenger RNA. RefSeq names its product differentially expressed in FDCP 6 homolog. The transcript has 12 exons. NCBI's taxonomy places the organism in Eukaryota, Metazoa, Chordata, Actinopteri, Scombriformes, Scombridae. Gene Ontology annotation, cellular component: nucleus; cytoplasm. Bases 1948 to 3870 code for a protein of 640 amino acids. The record is from RefSeq and is a predicted model, not a curated record.
ACAAAUUACAGAAUACAGCAUUGAACAGGAUAACAAAAUUAUAACGGAUUUAUAAUAUAUAAGAAGAAUGUGACAUGGAGACCUGGCAAGAGGACAGACUACAUAUACACACAGCGGAGACUCACAUCACAUCAUUCACAUACACAGGAGAAGAGAUGAGAAAAUACAUUAUUCACACAGGAGAUAGAGAAGAAUGAAGACAUUAUUCAGAGAGAGAGACAUGAGGUGAGGCUGAACUCCUACAGGAAGGGAGGUCAGAUCCAAAACCACAGGAAAUGGCACUGACAGCCAGGGAAACAGAGCGGUUCCAGGAUGGGUGCUGGUCCAAUAGAUGCCUGAGAGACAAGAGAGGACAGGAUGAGAAAAUAGGGAGAGAGAGAGGGAGAGAAGAGAUAGGGACACACAGCUUUGAUGCUUGUGGAACAAACAAACAGAAGGUUAGAGAGAUGCAAUGGUUAUCGGACUCAAUAAUCUCAUCAGUAGGACAGCGCUUAUAAAAAAUGUAAUUUAUUGCGACAGAAACCGACCUGCCGUGCAAUACAAGGUCAUGAAGUACUCAAUUAAAGGCAACUAAUUGAAGGUUAAGGCAAAAAGAAGUUUAGAUUUAAAGGACCCAAUAGACUUGGAUUGUCUGAUGUCAGCAGGGAGAUUAUUCCAUAAGAACCGGGCCUGACAGGAAAAGGCCCUGCCGCCUGCUGACUUCAUUUUAACUUUAGGUACACACAAGAGCCCUGCAUUUUGAGAGUGGAGAGCUUGAGAUGGAAUAUGAUGUUUAAAGAGAUCAGACAGGUAUGAUGAGGCCCAUUUAGGAUUUUAUAAGUCAGCAGAAGCACCUUAAAGUCUGAUCUAACAUGGAUAGGAAGCAAAUGAAGGGAGGCUAGAAAUGGUGUAAUAUGGUCACAUUUUCUUGUUUUAGUUAAGAUUCUAGCUGCAUGUAUUUUGAACCAUCUGGAGACUUUUAGUACCAGCAUGUGGCAGGCCUGAAAACUGGACAUCACAGUAAUCAAGUCUGGAUGAAACAAAUGUAUUAGAGUCUCUGCGUCAGCCAUGGACAGGGAAGACUGAAUUUUAGCUAUGUUGCAUAGGUGGAAAAAGGCUUGGUGAUUUCUUUGAUGUGCUUAUCAAAAGAGAGGCUGGGAUCAAACGUAACACCAAGAUUCUUGACUGCUACUUUGUGAAAUCAAAUAGAUGUCGAACGUUACUGUUUCUUGCUCAAAGUGGUGUCUGUGUCUAGUAGGGCCAACGACCAGCAUCUCAGUUUUAUCUGGGUUUAGAAGCAGGAAAUUUAGUGACAUCCAAUUUUUCACAGCAGCCAAGCAGGCCUCUAAUUUAAUAAUUUCAGUAUGAUCAUAUAGGCACAUACAGCUGAGUAUCAUCCACGUAGAAAUGGAAAUUUAUUCCAUGACUAGGUAUAAUUUGGCCAAGAGGCAAAAUAUAAAGAGAGAAAAGCAGAGGCCCAAGAACUGAGCCCUGAGGUACUCCAUAUUUAACAUCAGAGAAUUUAGAUAUAAUAUUAUUAUAGCAGACACACUGUGUUCUUUCAGAUAAGCAGGGCUAAUGCCAAGAGAGGGCGAGGCCAGAGACACCAAAAUUACAAAUUAGUCUAAUAGUAUACAGUGAUUAAUGGUGUCAAAAGCUGCACUGAGAUCCAGUAAAAGAAGCACAAAGGUGGAAUCUGAAUCCAUAGUGAGUAGAAGAUCAUUUACAGAGCAGUUUCAGUUGGGUAUACGUCAGGAUCAGAACAGUGCAGCAGUCAGACCCUCCCUCUCUGCUUGGUGACUGUGGACGUCCAGCAGGUGUCACUGCUAGCAGCCUGGUAAAUGCCUGCCUGACAGCAGCAACACAGAGUGGGUGUCUGCCUGUCACCCAAGGGCCCGGUGUCAACAGCAGAGGGAAGAAGAAGAAGAGACGUAGAGGAGGAAACCAGAAAGUUACACUGCUGCAGACAUGGACCUGCGGUCUGAGCUGCUCAAGUCCAUCUGGUACGGUUUCACAGCCCUGGAUCUGGAGAAGAGCGGUAAGGUGUCCAAGUCUCAGCUCAAGGUAUUGUCCCACAACCUGUGCACAGUCUUGAGUAUCCCACAUGACCCAGUGGCUUUGGAGGAGCACUUCAGGGAUGAUGAUGAUGGCCCAGUCUCCAGUCAGGGUUAUAUGCCUUACCUCAACAAAUAUAUCCUGGAUAAGGUUGUGGAGGGUUCUUUCAUUAAGGAACACGUAGACGAGCUCUGCUGGACUCUUACAGCAAAGAAAAACUACCAGACAGACAAAAACAGCAGCACUGUUCUGCCUGAGAGGGAUGCUUUUCGGCUUUGGUGCCUUUUUAAUUUUCUGUCUGAGGACAAGUACCCUUUGGUUAUGGUCCCUGACGAGGUGGAGUACCUUCUCAAGAAGAUAUGUAUGGCUAUGAGUAUUGAGUUCAACUGUGUUGAAUUAGAGGAUUUCUUCUCCCAAGACUUGGUGCAGCAGAGCGGAAUUACUGUUUGGGUUUUUCUGGGGAUGAUGAACUCAGGGAAGAUAACCAGAGGAAUUGAUAAGAGCAUAAUCAGCAUGGCUAUAGAGGAAGUAUACAGGGAGAUAGUUGGUGAUGUCCUCAAAGAGGGUUAUCUGUGGAAAAAAGGCCAGCUGAGGAGAAACUGGAAGGAACGCUGGUUCACUUUAAGGCCGAGCAACUUGUCCUACUACACCGGGGAGGACCGUAAGGAUUGCCAGGGCAACAUAGUUCUGGAUGGGAACUGCUGUGUGGAGGAAGUAGGCGAUGAUCAGAUAUUGUUUGGUCGUUCAAAAUGGAUCAAAAACGUCCUAUUUCCAGUGCUGCCAGACCGAGAUGGGAAGAGGUGCAUGUUUUGUCUGAAAACCCUCACCAAGACUUAUGAGAUGAGUGCCUCAGACACCAAACAGAGACAAGAAUGGACUACAGCCAUCCAGACAGCCAUCAGGCUGCACGUGGAGGGGAAAACGUCUCUCCACAAAGAUCUGAAGCUGAAGCGGCGUGAACAGCGGGAGCAGCGGGAGAAGAGACAACAGUCCAAGGAGGAGGAGCUACAAAGGCUGCGGGCCCUGCAGGAGGAACGGGAGCGUAAACUGGCGGAGCUGGAGCUCCUGAAGGAGGCGCAGAAGCAGGCUCAGGCACUCCUGGAGCAGGACGAGCAGAGGAGGCGCCAGCAGCACGAGCAACUCCAGCAGGCCCUGGAGGUCCAGCUUCGUGAGGCUGAGGAGGCUCGGGUCAGCAUGCAGGCAGAGAUGGCUCUGAAAGAGGAGGAGGCAGAGAAGCAGAGGAAGAGGAUCCAUGAGCUGGAGGAGAUGCAGAAGCGUCUGGAGGAGGCACUGCAGCAGGAGAUCAAAGCCAGGCUGGAUGAGGAGGCCUUCCGCUACGAUCAAGCAAGGUUACUGGCAGAGGAGGAGGAGAAAAUGAAGGCCCUGAUGGCCCUGCAGGAGGAACAGGAGGAGUACAUCCUCAAGACAGAAAGGGAGAAGCAGGAGCUGAAACAGGAAAUGGAGUCCAAGUCCCGGUCCCUGGAUGAGGCGCAGAGGCAGCUGGAGGAGGUCCGCGCCAACCGGCACAGGGUUGACCAGGAUGUCGUGGCUGCCCAGAGGAAACUCCGCCAAGCGAGCACCAACGUCAAACACUGGAACGUCCAGAUGAACAGACUGAUGCGACCAAUCGGACCUGGCGAGAAAAGACCAUCGUUGGGAAGCUCCUUCUCAUCUUUCCAGAUCCCGACGCAGAGAGACCCCGGUCUGCGCCUCAGGAGGAGAUCAGGAUCAGAGGAUCAGGACGAGGAGAGCAAAGAAAAUGUUGAGAGCAGAGCUGGAUGUGAUUUAGAGAAACGUCACUCUCAUGCCUCAAACGGAGACAUGGACAUCCCCUAAAAAUACAAAUCACGGAGGCUCCUGGUCCCUCUCUUAGGUGUUGACAGGAAGGGCAAGAGACGACUGUGACAACUGAAAGGUGUGAACAGUAUGAAACAGUGGGACAUCUACAGCUAAAACUGAAUUUACAGUACUACCACGUUCAUUAAAUGUUGGAUUUACUGACCUCAUUUCACUGAGAGCAACAGUUUUAAAACAUUUUAAUGAGAAGCUGCAUUUGCAGUAUUAACUGUUCAACUAAUGCUUUGACUGCUGUCUGUGUGAGGCCUGUUCUGGACUUAAAUGAUACCUCAGUGUAUAGAAAAUGAGCUGUAAGUAACAUCCUGCAAGUAUAAAGGUAGUUGUAAUGUUUAAAAGCUAAUACAUACACACAUGAGGGAAGCUCAUGUGUCAUAUAGACUUAUAAUAGUUAAUUUUUAUAUAUGUAUUUUUUGGUGGGGUGGGGGGUGUUUUGACUUUUUGAUGUAAAAAGUUGGUUCAGUAUUAAGAGUUUACCGCAAAGUCAGUCAAAGAGUUUCUCCUGACAACAACAGGAAAGAGAGACAGAGAGGCGGAGAGAAAGAAACUCUCAUACACUUCCUGUUUCUACCGUCAGUUAACGUAAUUGUAAAUAAAAAGAGUGAGUUGAUGCCUUAA